This is a messenger RNA of Saccostrea cuccullata (small rock oyster), 584 nucleotides long. Its product is annotated as complement C1q tumor necrosis factor-related protein 3-like. Gene Ontology annotation, molecular function: protein binding. NCBI's taxonomy places the organism in Eukaryota, Metazoa, Mollusca, Bivalvia, Ostreida, Ostreidae. The transcript has 3 exons. The coding region runs from base 27 to 584 and encodes 185 amino acids. The record is from RefSeq and is a predicted model, not a curated record.
CUCCACGCGAUAUCUAUACACAGGCAAUGCAUAUGUUCCAGAAUUUGAAAUUGGUUGUUACAACCUUCCUGUUAACAAACGUGAAUGCUGAUGGCAUUACAAAAGACUUCAUCAAGAAGUUCAAUACGUAUAAUGAAGUAUGCAGAGGAAUGGGAUUUAAGGACGGAACUUGUCAAGCAAGUGAAAAAAGUAUAAUUGCUUUCCAUGCGCGCACUUCAAAGGGUCUUCAUAACCUGGCAUCAAAUGCCGUGGUUGUGUUUGGAAGAGUAACGCUUAAUGUUGGAUCAGCAUAUGAUGGGACGACGGGGAAAUUUACAGCACCUCGGGACGGCAUAUACUCGUUUACAUGGACCGGUGUGACUGCAGCCGGGAGCUGGUUCAACACAGUGAUCGUCCACAACAAUAACCUCAUUGCCUACAACAUCGCUGAUGGGAAUGCUGGAAGUCGCACAAUGUCAUCGGGAUCCGCCACCGCAAUCAUAAAGAUGAAAAAGGGUGACAAAGUUUGGAUACGACCCAAAGGACGCGAGGCACGUGCUGGCUAUGCUGACUGGUGUUCAUUCUCUGGUUUUCAAUUGUUUUAA